AUGGAAUGGAGUGUAGAUCUCCAGGUGUACAACGAGGCUACAGAGUUCGUUGCUUUCUGCGCCGUUAGAGUCACUCAGGUGCUUUUGGUUGCUAAUUUGGUGGCUGUUCUCGUGAAUCCUAGAAUUAGGCUUUUCGGAGAACUCUCUAUGAUCUGCUUGUUCCUUAUCUUCUUCGGUAGCGUCGGAUCUCUAUUUUACAACUUGCUCAUUGGAACCGCAUGGAGCAGCAGCGCAUAG
This is a messenger RNA of Arabis nemorensis, 237 nucleotides long. The record is from the annotation of a GenBank genome assembly. NCBI's taxonomy places the organism in Eukaryota, Viridiplantae, Streptophyta, Magnoliopsida, Brassicales, Brassicaceae.